AUGGAUCUCAUCAACAACAAGGUUGCUUUUUUCUUCAUAUCAGAAUCUAUUAAAAAAGUUUCUGAUGGUGGCCGUAUCAUCACACUUGUAACCUCUCUUUUGGCUGUUUGCACACCAUUCUAUCCCGUGUAUCAAGGCACUAAGGCAGCUGUUGAAUACUAUACAAAGGCGGCCUCCAAGGAAUUGAUGGCAAGAAACGUUACAGUGAAUUGUGUUGCACCGGGACCAAUGGACACACCAUCCUUCUAUCCACAAGAGACACCAGAAGCUGUUGAGUUUUACAAAAGCAGUGCUUUGCAGCAUCGGUUGACUGACAUUAAAGAUAUCGUCCCAAUCAUAAAGUUUUUGGUUACUGAUGGGGGUUGGAUAACGGGUCAGGUCAUAUUUGCUAAUGGGGGACUGGCUGCAAAUUAG
Messenger RNA from Torulaspora globosa, 414 nucleotides. RefSeq lists its product as uncharacterized. The transcript has a single exon. The record is from RefSeq and is a predicted model, not a curated record. Lineage: Eukaryota; Fungi; Ascomycota; Saccharomycetes; Saccharomycetales; Saccharomycetaceae. The coding region runs from base 1 to 414 and encodes 137 amino acids.